Acinonyx jubatus (cheetah) is the source of this 8452-nucleotide messenger RNA. RefSeq names its product zinc finger protein 250 (gene ZNF250). The record is from RefSeq and is a predicted model, not a curated record. NCBI's taxonomy places the organism in Eukaryota, Metazoa, Chordata, Mammalia, Carnivora, Felidae. Gene Ontology annotation, biological process: regulation of immune system process; negative regulation of transcription by RNA polymerase II; regulation of cytokine production. Bases 6178 to 7863 code for a protein of 561 amino acids. The transcript has 5 exons.
UUUCUCCAUGUUUCUAUCCGUGCUCUUCUCCUUACUACCUUGUAAGAGCCCCUUUUUAGUGAACGAGACCAACCUUUUCUAACAUGGUUUGCAAAUAUUUCCCUAGUUUAUUAUUUGCUUUUUAAGAUUUCAGUAGAAAAUAACAUGCAUUUUUUAAAAUGUUAACGUGUGAGAAAAAUAGAAAAACUGGAAAUCGUCGUUGGGAACAGCCUGCCAGUGUGCGCAGAGGCAGCACUGGCUGGUUUCCUUUGUACCCUUUCAAGAUUUUGCGUUUGCUGUUUUCUGUUAUUCACCUAAAAGGGAAGCUCGGGGGGCAGAAGGGUGGCCAUGCUCUAACGGUCGAUACUUGUUAGAUUUUUCACUUGCAAACUGUCUUCGUGGCGGUGCGUUCCGUCGGUUUUGUACACCCGGUGUGUGCAGGGUGGACUCGGAGGCGGAGUGAGGGGGAGGUUGGGGCCUUAAGACCGCCCGCCCCGCAUUGUUGUCACAUGAAUGUUUUAAUUUCCGUUCCCCGAUGACUGGUCAGGUUGAAACUGUUCGUGUGCCUUUGUAUUUCCUUUUUUGUUUUCCUUUGUAUUUCCUUUGUGAUCUGCCAGCUUAUACUCUUUUCCGUAUAUGUUGAAAACACUCUUCACAAACUGACAUUUGACUCCAGUUAUGGUGCUUUGUUCUGGUUUGGGGUUUUUUGAAGAGAUUUCAAGUUUUUAAUCGUAACAUAUUUACUCCGAAGGCUUUUGAGCUUUGCUUUGUCUUAAAAGACUUUCCCCACGCCAAGAUUAUUUUUAAAAUAGACUCUUGUUUUUCUCUGGUACUUGUGCAAUGCUGGAUCCAUCUGGAAUUUAUUUUGGUGUGGGGUGAGUUGGGAAUCCAGCUUCAUUUUUUUCCUUCUAUGCUAUUUCUAACACUACCUACUGAAUAAUUCAUCUUUCCAUUGAUUUGGAAAACCAACUUUGUCAUGCAUUAAAUUCUUACAUGUCUUUGGGCCCAUUCUGGAAUUUGGUGGCUUUGAUGUGCAUAAGGUAUUAAUUUUCAUGCAGCAAAUGUGGGAGUCUCUGCCCAGCAGGUUUCUGCUUUUGCUAUUUUGCUUAGAACAGCCCUUCCCACCUAAAAUAAUACAAAUGUAUCUACACUUGUAUUCAGGUCCUUAAAAUGUGAUCUAAAAUUUCAACUCUUACUCAUUAGUUAGCCUAGUGGAUUUAUUAGACUGAGAUGAUCUAAUUUUUUCUGGCCAAAUUUUUUUGUUUGUUUGUUUAAAUCUCUUUGCCUCCCUCUACUUUCUGGGAGAUUUGUUGAAUUUUAUGUAAAGGCAUAAUUUUGCUUUUCCUAAAGCAUUUAAAAAAUUUUGUCUUCGCACCAUUUAUUGAAUCAUCUUUCCUGAGCAAUUUGAAUUGUCUCAUCUGUUCUUCAUUUGUUUAUACAGACUUGGCCCUGCUCAGCCCCGUUCGGUAGCCACUGCUUUUCCUCCAGGCCCACCGGUUCUAGGCACCUUGGUUUUGUGGAUACGGUGGGCAGAAUUAACAUCACAUUUCUAAAGUUCAUUUUAAGCUUGUUCCUUGUUGCCAUUUAUGAACAGAAUUUUCCCCCCUAUACGUUUUCUGACUAGGUGUUGCCGGUGUAUAAGAAAGCUGUUGGUUUGGAUGCUUGAUCAUUCCCUAUGGAAGAUUGCAGGGUUGUGCUUUGUGUUCGCAAAUGGCUUGGAGCUGCCCUUUGUGAAGAUGCUUCCACCGUGGAGGUGGGGCAGGGCAUUCCACCAGGAAAGCCUGUGGGUGAGGAUGGUGAGGACUGAGGGAAGAAGAUCCUGGGAGCCUCUCACCCCAGACCACGCACGUCUGGUAUGCCCAUGCUAGCCUGUCACUGUGUGCGAGCUCUUUGGACAGACAUGCGUGUUCUUUUACAUCAGAUCUAUCAGGGAUUCCAACAAGGGUGAUAAGUUCCUAAAGCUUAGCUUACAAAACAAAACAAUACUAGUAAACUUUAAACUCUAAGCUCUUUGCAUCUCUGCAGCCCCUUCUUUAGUUCCUGUCCACGUAGCUGGCUGCUCACUCAUCAUGAGAGCUAGAUUCUGUUUGGCUGACUGUCUCACUGCAGUGUGGCUUCUGUCCCAUUAAGCAUCCAGGGCUGCUGAGAACAUGGAUCUGUUUUGGUUUUGUUUGGGUUAUUCCCUGAGGAGAUUUCCUAAAAUGGAAUUCCUGCAUCUGAAGAAUGACUGUGAUUGGUGGAUGGACGGUGCUCUUUGUGCUUGCCCCUUUGUGGGGGUGGCAUGGCCUUGCUCACAGUCUGUUAGGGGACUCAGUGGUGGUGAUUCUGGCUUGGGGGGUCAUCCAAACAGGACUUGUCGUGCCCACCUGUUCUCUCUUCUUGUCUAAACUGUGUUUUUCUCACAGAGCAUCUCACAGGGCAUCAGAAUCAUGGAGGUCAGGGUUGGGGAGAGGGCGGCUUGUUAAAAGCCAGUUUGGGUACCCUGGAUGACUCUGUUUUCCUGCCUGACAGUUGUUGGUUUUGAGAUGCACAGUGUUUUGUACGUCUUUGCUUGAAGUCACAGGCUUGUUCAAAAUUAGUAUCACUUCUUGUGUUUAUUUUGUUUUUUUUGUUUGUUUGUUUGUUUUUUAACCAGUCGAGGCGCCUGGGUGGCUCAGUCGGCUGAGCAUCCAACUUUGGCUCAGGUCGUGGUCUCGCAGUCCGUGAGUUUGAGCCCCGCGUCGGGCUCUGUGCUGACAGGUUGGAGCCUGCUUCAGAUUCUGUGUCUCCCUCUGUCUUGCCCCUCCUCUGCUGAUGCGCUCUCUCUCUGUCAGAAAUAAACAUUAAAAAAAUGUUUUAAAAAACAAAAGAAUACAGUCAUCUUAGUUCCUCGGGCUUCCAGAACAAAUUACUGUAGACUGGGUAGCCUAUAAAACAACAGACAUUUCUCAAAGUUCUAGAGGCUGGAAGUCCAAAUUAGGGUGCCAGCAUGGUCAGGGGAAGGCCCCCUUCAGGUUGCAGACUUCUUGCUGUGACCUCACGUGGUGGAAGGAGUGAGAAAGCUCUGUGGGAGUCUCUUCUUACAAGGGCACUAAUCCCAUCAUGAGGACUCCAGACUCAUGACCUAAGCACUUCCCAAAGGCCUCACCUCCUAACACCAUCCUACUGGGCAUUAGAAUUUCACCAUAUGAAUGUUGAAAGGACACAAAUCUUCAGAUCGUAGUAAAAAUACUGUGUGAUAGUAUAACACAUACUAUGUGAUAUGCUUUUUUUUUUUUAACUUGGUAAUGUGUGAAGGUCAUCUAGGUAGAGAUCCUUUGUUUUUGUGCUUUUCUAGGACUCCCCCCGCCAGGUAGGAAUCUUUUCCUUUGCACUCUCCACCCACCUCUGUUUCUCACUCGUGUUGACAGCCUGGUUGUUUGGAGUUAGUCUAAUCGAAUGAGAUAACACUUGGUCCAGCGGCAUCUGACUCUGCGCCCAGUGGUUCUGAACACUGUCUCCUCUUGAGGCCCACAGAGGAGGGAUGUGAUCUUCCUGUUUUACGGGUGAGGACAAAGCACACACAUACCCUUCAUGGCCCUGGAGUCAUUGUUUCUGAAAGAGGAACAUUUUGGACAUGCUCUCUGUGUCCCACGGUGUCAUUUCCCUGUCGUCUAUCUAGUACAACCUAAAUCUUUUCUCUUAGUGGGUCUGUGACCUGUGUGUGGAAGGACUGUGGGUUGGCAGUCACACCAUCCUCAUCCAUUCCAGCGGAGUUCCCACUGUCUAAUGGCAUGUCUGGUUCAUCUACAUAACUGUUAGGUGGCUUUUCUGAGACAGGGUGUAGAGUAUGGUGUCGUCGAUUUUUUAAUUUCAUUCACUUACUCAGCAAACAUUGGCCUGAUGGCUGCUUUGCUGAGACAGGAAGGGAGAAGGAGGACUGGGCAAGGCAGAGGCCCUCAAGAUAAGGGGUCAGGAAGGACCUCAAUGAGAAGGUGAUGUGGCCAAGCACCAGCGAAAGGGAGGGAGCCUCCCUGGCAGAGGGGAGGUUCAAGCAGGGUUCUGAGCAGCCUCAUAGCCACAGAGGGGCCAGGAAGUUAGUUGAAGCCAAGGACAGUCGCUAUUCCCAUGGAAGACAGAUGCAUGACCCUGCUGUAACAGGGCCAGGUUCUGGGUGCACUAGGAGAGUGGAUUUGGAGUAGACUGAAAGAAUGAGGAGGAAAGGUAGUUUCAGGAUCAGGUCUUGGGUAGAGGUGCCCAGACCAAGCUGGGGGCAGAAAUAGGAGCCUAGUGUUAGAUGUUAAGUAUCUGAGAUGCCAAAGAACAUCUCCAUGAAGAUGUUGAGUUGGAGGGAAGGGGAUUGCCAGUUCAACUGCACCAAAAAGGAGACCCUAGGCUCCACUGAACAUUCAGGCUUGUAGGAUAACCAUGGCCAGUGCCAGAUAUGUGCAGGAUGUGGGGCAGGAAGAAGCACGGGCAGGAGCAGGAGUUGGUCUGGCUUAAGGCCUUAUGGCCACAUGUGCCACAUGCCUCCUGUGUCAUCUGUACCCACUGGGAAGGCCCUGAAUGAGGUUCCUAUUGGUGUUUAUCGUUGGAUCCUGGCCUAGUUGCAGUGGGGCCAUAGUCCCAGUGACUACUUCUGCCAGGUUCCCAUAGGACCAGAGCUGUAUUAUACAUGAAGGUCAAAUUCUCAAACAGGUGAGGAUGGCUGGAGGCCUUGGCUGAGGGAGCAAUGUCCAGGAAACUUGGUAGAGACCAACUUGCAGGAGCACAAGAGACCAGUGUCAUCCUGUCAACAGGGGGCAAGGAUCUGACCACAUGGAAGUCAUGGGAGACCCUGACCAGGGCCACUUUCUGGUGGGGUGGGGGUACGGAGACCUCUCAUGGAGAGGUAUCUGGACGAGACCAUGGGGAAGAUGACUGACAAUGAGAGAUGGCAAGUCUGUGAGCUGGUCGAGUGGAUGUGGGUGUUGGAUACACUGCCAAGAGGGCAGGAGGUGGAGUGGGUGGUGGAAAUGGCUUCCUCAUCUUUGUUCUGAGAUCUGGUGAGGCAGGCCCACCCUGCCUCACACCCAUUUUUUUCAAAUUUUAUUCUUAAUCUGUUAUCCACCAUCUAUCGUUCAUGUGAAUUCAAGGUAGUUUUAUUCCUUUAAAAGGCACCUGUUGGAAUCCUAAUUAGAGUUGCACUGACACAAGCACACACAGAUUUGGGGGGAAUGGACAUUCUUGAUGAAUAAGUCUACCAUUGUGUUCCGCAGAGGCAGCUGCAGUUGGGAGUUCAGGAUUUGUCUUCCCAAAAGUUGUCCAUGCAAACUUACACAUACAUCUGAUAUUCUACAGAGAAAUCAAACAAACAGAUGAAGCACCCUGUUUGUUGAGGUACCUGCUGAGCUGCAUGCAUGAGAAGGUUGAUCACCAUCUUGUACCAUUUUUCCUAGAGUGAUCUGCCCACUUGGCUUCUGUGUCCCUGUUAUAGACACCCUUUGGCACUCCAAAAGAUGUGAACCCCAUUCCCCCAUUAGGAGAGCCUUUGGUCCCCCUUUUUUUCCCCCGUAUUUUGAGUAUGAUAGACAUCUCAGCUUAAUUUAGCCUGAUAAGCCCCCAGAACCCGCUCACCCCCAGGCCUCCACAUCAGGUGUUCAGACCAAAUCCCUGGGUGACUCUGUACUUAGUCCUCCAGAAUCAACCAUUUGUCCUGCCUCCGUUCCCAGUCCCUGGUGGAGCCACCACCAGGCUGAUGACCCCAGCCUCAGUGGAGCAUCAGGGCAACUGGGGCACAACCACAUGAGACUGAGGCGUCAGUGGGGCCACAGGAGUUACAGUCAAGCCAAGCAUGCCGGACCUGGGGUGAGGCCCCCACAGGAGUGUGGACCUUGAGGAAAGCCUGUCUUCACUGGAAGAUUGUCUGUGGAGGCAGCCUGGCCUGGCACCCACACCAGACCUGAUGAACAUUUCACACCUACGUGAAUGCUCUGGCAUGGGCCCUUGUGCCUAGACUGUGGGCCUGAGCAGGUGCCUCAGAGUCCUUGCUAGCUCCGUAGCUGAUCAUAAAGACCCCAGGUCUGGAGAGCAAAACCUUGUGGCUAGGCCCAUGGGAAGAGUUCACAGUGGGGGCUAGACUCCCUCAGAACUCAGGGUCUGUGGGGGCAAGGGUGGGCCCCUCAUGUGCUCCCUCCUCUUCCUCAGCCCCACAGGCUCCUCUGACUUCCACCUUCCUUGGAAACCUCAAGGGAUCACGCGAUGGCAGCAGCCAGGCUCCUACCACCACCAGCAGGACCCCAACCCCUGUCAUUCCAGGCCAAGGUGACCUUUGAGGAUGUGGCUGUGCUCCUCUCCCAGGAGGAGUGGGACCGCCUGGGCCCUGCUCAGCGGGGCCUCUACCGACACGUGAUGAUGGAGACUUACGGCAAUGUGGUGUCACUGGGACUUCCAGGAUCAAAGCCCAACGUGAUCUGUCAGCUGGAACGAGGAGAAGAGCCAUGGGUCCUGGAGGGGCAAGGGGCUAAGGAGACUGGGGGCUUGGGCAUUGGCCAUUCAGAUAACUCCAAACGUGACCACAUGGCAGCUGGUAGGCAGCAAGACAGUUCACCCUGUCCAUGGGAAUAUGAAAACAAGGGAGAGAACCAAAAUAGGGACUUGAGUCGGAAGCCAUUUAUUUCAGAGGAAAUAUCGGUGAUCCUGGGGAAAGCACCCAAAGGAUGGAUUGAUCAAAAAAGUUAUGAACCUGAGCAGAGUUUCUGUGUGAGUCCAAGCCCUGUUGGCCCACCUGAAGUUCAGGUCUUGAGCCAGAGUGUGCCUCUCUCUCAGAAUCAGGCUGUUCCUAGUGGGGAGAGACCCUACAAGUGCACCGAGUGUGGGAAAUGCUUUGGUCGGAGCUCCCAUCUCCUCCAGCAUCAGAGAACACACACUGGAGAGAAGCCCUAUGUGUGUGGUGUGUGUGGGAAGGCCUUCAGCCAGAGCUCUGUCCUCAGUAAACAUAGGAGAAUCCACACCGGCGAGAAGCCCUACGAGUGUAACGAAUGUGGAAAGGCCUUUCGAGUGAGCUCAGAUCUUGCUCAGCAUCACAAGAUACACACGGGAGAGAAGCCACAUGAGUGUCUUGAGUGUCGGAAGUCAUUCACUCAGCUCUCGCAUCUUAUUCAGCACCAGCGGAUCCACACGGGAGAAAGACCCUACGUGUGCCCACUGUGCGGGAAGGCGUUCAACCACAGCACCGUCCUGCGCAGCCACCAGCGGGUGCACACCGGGGAGAAGCCACACGAGUGCGCACAGUGCGGCCGUGCCUUCAGCGUGAAGAGGACGCUCCUCCAGCACCAGCGGGUGCACACCGGGGAGAAGCCCUACACCUGCAGUGAGUGCGGCCGGGCCUUCAGCGACCGCUCCGUCCUCAUCCAGCACCACAACGUGCACACUGGGGAGAAGCCCUAUGAGUGCGGCGAGUGUGGGAAGGCCUUCAGCCACCGCUCCACACUGAUGAACCACGAGCGCAUCCACACAGAGGAGAAGCCCUACGGGUGCUAUGCGUGCGGGAAGGCCUUCGUGCAGCACUCUCACCUGACCCAGCACCAGCGGGUGCACACCGGGGAGAAGCCCUACGUGUGCGGUGAGUGUGGACACGCCUUCAGCGCCCGCAGGUCUCUGGUCCAGCACGAGAGGAUCCACACAGGCGAGAGGCCCUUCCGCUGUGCACAGUGUGGCAAGGCCUUCAGCCUAAAAGCAACACUGAUCGUGCACCUGCGGACCCACACUGGGGAGCGGCCCUACGAGUGCAGCCGCUGCGGCAAGGCCUUCAGCCAGUACUCUGUGCUCAUCCAGCACCAGAGGAUCCACACGGGCGAGAGGCCCUACGAGUGCGGGGAGUGCGGGCGCGCCUUCAACCAGCACGGUCACCUGAUCCAGCACCAGAAGGUGCACAGGAAGCUGUGACCUCCUCUGCCACUAGGAAAACUCCCCUCCCCCACCCCACCCCCCUGCCCCCCCAGUCCAGGAGAAGGUUCUGGUAGCUCCGUGGGAUGCCAUUGUUUGGUCAUUUAGUGUCACAAGUAACUCCAAAGAGAAGCACUGAGCAUGUUCCUAUGGAAGAAUGACAGAGCAUGCCUGUUUUGUUCUCCUCCACAUCUUGAAGUUAUAUUGAAGAGUAAAUGACACAACUAUGGUAAAUUUUGGUAAAGACACCCAUAAUUCUUUAACAUUAGAAAGUUUAUUGGAAGAAACUGAAGGAAUUGAAGACAUAAGGAUUACUAUCACAAUGAAACUUUCUUACAUUCUAAAUAAAGAUUUUGCUUAGAAUAUUACAUGCCUUUCCUAAAAACAGUAACUAUUCUAAUUAUUCCCUCUAAAAUUAGAAUUGGAUUAUGUGCAGUAUUCUGUGAAAACACUAAAGUGUGUGGAUAAAAUGAUAUAAAAAAAGAUUGUCAUCAAGUAUCAUAAUGUAAUAUGGCUAGAAAUGCUAAGUGUGUGGAAUCACUUGUUUUGUAUGAAAAAAAGAAAAAGUCUAAAUAUUAGUGAGAAAACA